AUGUUGUGGACCUUCAUAGUUUUAACAUUGACUUCUGUAAUAAUCUCAACAUUUUCGUACACGAAGAUUUUUUUUACCCUCCGUCAUCGACAAGCCCAAGUACAAGAUCAUGUUCAACCAGAAAAGUCGAGCAGAAUAAGAAGUGUGCUGACCAUAGCACGGUACAAGACAACAGUGUAUAGCGCAGCUUGGAUACAGUUUGCUAUGCUUGCUUGUUAUGGUCCUUAUAUUAUAUUGGCAAUUUUAUAUAAUUCGGGUAAAAAAAGCUAUAUUACCACUGAAAUAGAAAUCGCAUUGGAUUUUUCCUAUUGUCUCGCCUUUUUCAAUUCAUCUCUGAAUCCAGUCCUUUACUGUUGGAGGAUCAAAGAUGUCAGACAGCAAGUGAAGAACACCAUUCGUAAGUGUCUUUGCUGUUGA
Porites evermanni is the source of this 417-nucleotide messenger RNA. NCBI's taxonomy places the organism in Eukaryota, Metazoa, Cnidaria, Anthozoa, Scleractinia, Poritidae. The record is from the annotation of a GenBank genome assembly.